AGAUUCUUCUCUUGUCAAAAAGUAUGUCAGAAACGCGACAAGCAACGGAUAAACCAAAUAGUUCCGCUGAAGCAGUUUUAGAAACGAACCCAAGAGGUAUUCCUAAAGUUCAAUUUGUAGAGAAUGUUGAGGAAUUUAUUUCUAAAUCAUCAGCACCAGUUGAAGUUACUUUGGGUAAAUUCCAGGAAACUGUUGCAAAAUAUAAGUUUAUGGAAAUCAAUUUUCUUAAUCGAAAAAAAGGCCUUGAACUAAAAAUACCCGAAAUCAGUAAGACAUUGACAGUUGUAGAAUAUUUAGUAUCAAAACAAGAUUCUGAUGAACCUAUAGAGACAACAUUUGAAUUGAAUGAUACUUUAUGGGCGAAUGCUACAAUUAAAUCUACAAAAACUGUUAAUUUAUGGCUUGGGGCCAAUGUAAUGCUUGAAUAUACAUUACAAGAAGCAAAGGAGCUACUUGAAAAUAAAUUGGAUACGAAUCAGAAUGCACUCAAAAAUGUACUAGAAGAUUUGGAAUUUUUAAGAGAACAAGUUACAACAAUGGAAGUUAAUAUUGCACGUGUAUACAAUUGGGAUGUUAAGAGAAGACGAACAUUGAAAACGACUAGCACUGUUUAAGAGUUAAAAUAAUUAUAUUGUAAUAAUACAUUACAGUAAUAAUAUUAUGUAUUGCUUUAUUCUACUAAUUAAAGUAUUUUAUAUUAAA
This is a messenger RNA of Rhizophagus irregularis DAOM 181602=DAOM 197198, 702 nucleotides long. RefSeq lists its product as uncharacterized. Gene Ontology annotation, biological process: microtubule-based process; tubulin complex assembly; protein folding. NCBI's taxonomy places the organism in Eukaryota, Fungi, Glomeromycota, Glomeromycetes, Glomerales, Glomeraceae. Gene Ontology annotation, cellular component: prefoldin complex; cytoplasm. Gene Ontology annotation, molecular function: tubulin binding. The record is from RefSeq and is a predicted model, not a curated record.